UCCCCAUGUACAAAGUGGUGUCGUCUUUUGGUGGCCGGUCGAGUGCGUGUUGCCGACAGUUGUGUGAUCGCCCCGAUUGGGUAGGGUUUGUGCCCGAUUGACGGUAUCACUUGCGCACGAAUUGCUCGGAGAAAUCCCUCUCUGAGAUCCCUCAUUGGUGAGAUGGAAUGCUUGGUUGCAGCUUCCUCUCGUGUUCGUUCGACAACGCUGGAUAUCCACGGGCAUAAGCUCCGACUGAGCCAUGGAAUUAUCCCUUUCCGUCUUCUUGCUCAGUUCCGUCCGAGCGCAUCUCCUUCCCGGCGGAAGCUGCACGGGACCCCCCGCUACCCACGCCGCGCCAAGCUGCCGCCUGACCCAGGAACCUCCCGGUUGCCAUCCGAGAUGGUCGAUGGCGGUGCUCGGCCACUCGACGACGUUCGGGAUGGGGACGAGAAACACACGGCAGAAUUGUCCGUGGACAAUGCGGAGUGGAGCCCCGAAGAGCUUGAGGCAAUCUCCGCCCUCUUCGAACGGCCGAUGCUGCAGAAGGCCCCGAAGCCCGUGAAAGAGCGGCCGCUGCCGCUCCCCCCGCCUUACGAGAUCCGUCCCUCGAGGGUUCCAACGCUAAAGCGUCACGUCCGGUCAGCCUCCCGCUCCGUGCUGGCGCCGCGGUCAUCUUUCGCCGAUCGGGUGCACAAGAAUCCGGAAGCUCUCAUCGGCAUCGCUAGGGAGAUCGCGGCUCUUCCCGCCGACAGCGACGCCUGCGAGGUGCUCGACCGGUGGACUAGGUUCCUUCGGAAGGGCUCUCUUUCGAUGACGAUUCGAGAACUGGGUCACAUGGGCCUCCCCGAGCGAGCCCUGCAGACCCUGUGCUGGGCGCAGAAGCAGCCUUCGCUGUUCCCCGACGAUCGAACCCUUGCUUCGACGGUCGAAGUCUUGGCCAGAUGCGGCCAGCUGCGAAUGGAGUCGGAGAUGGGCAAAUAUCUCAACUCCGCCAGUCGCACCGUGAUCGAAGCCAUGGCCAGGGGUUUCCUGAGAGCGGGACGCCUGCACCGCGCGCGCAAGAUCCUGCUAUUCGCCAAGGACAACAAACGAACACUCGACCCGAGCAUCUACGCGAAGCUGAUCGCGGAGGCUGGCAAGACUCCGGAUGGCUACAGGCUCGCGUCGGCAGUGCUGGACGAGCUCGGCGAGAGAGACGACUUUGAUCUGGAGCCGCAGGACUGCACAGCCAUAAUGAAGGUCUGCAUCAAGCUUGGGAGGUUCGAAGCCGUGGAGAAUCUGUUCAGCUGGUACAAGCAGAGCGGAAGGAAUCCCACUGUGGUGAUGUACACGACGGUCAUACACAGCAGAUACUGUGAGAAGAAGCACCGGGAAGCUCUGGCUUUGGUGUGGGAGAUGGAGAGCUCAGGCUGCCUCCUGGAUCUCCCAGCUUACAGGGUAAUGAUCCGGCUACUGGUUGCUAUGAAUGAUCUAGCGAGAACCGCUCGGUACUUUUCAAAGUUGAAGGAUGCUGGCUUCUCUCCCACCUGCGACAUCUACCAUGACAUGAUCAAGGUUUAUGCAGCUUCAGGGAGGUUGGCUAAGUGCAGGCAGGUGCGUAAAGAAGCAGAGAUGACUGGAUUGAGGUUGGAUGAGAGGACAUUGUCUCUGCUUUCGGAGAUGGAAUCAGAUGCUUCUGCAUGAGAUUGAGACAGAUCUACAGGCUGUGCAUUUGCAUCCUCUAUUUUCAACGAAGAAAAAAAUUCCAUCAAUGAAGACUCAAUGUUGUGAAGCUGUGGAUCCGUAAAUAGAAGUCCCUUGUGGAAGAUAGUAGAAGAGAUCACUGCAGAUAGUCAAACCUACACUUAACAGCUAGUAUGUUGAUAUGUCUUGGGAUCCUUAAUCCUUUUGUCUUAGUUUGAGAGUUUGAAGGCUCACAAUGAUAUCUUGUGCAUCUAUUAUCCUUUCAUCUUUGUGAUGAUCCACUUCUUUAGGUGGUAUCUGAUGUAAAACAGGAAAAAAAACAGAAAUCAACAUCUAUUAUUUUUCCCAAUUUGUAAGCAUGAAAUUGCUUGGAAGAGAUUGCUACAGGGAUGAUUUAAAUUAGACACUCAUGGAUUAUAAAGUAUGAUGUUAUUAAGUUAUGCAGCUCUUUUACA
Molecule: messenger RNA, 2120 nt
Organism: Musa acuminata AAA Group (dessert banana)
Lineage: Eukaryota; Viridiplantae; Streptophyta; Magnoliopsida; Zingiberales; Musaceae
Product: pentatricopeptide repeat-containing protein At2g01860-like
Exons: 2
Coding region: 163-1665 (500 amino acids)
Molecular function (GO): protein binding
Source: RefSeq, a predicted model, not a curated record